UCCUCCUUCGCCCCCAACAGUGUCUCUCUGAGAAGGAUGGCGUUGCCACUGGUGCCGCCCUCUCUGUCGCCAUGACGAUGCCGUUCAGCCCCCUGUCCAGCGACGAGGAGCAACAGAGGAUGCUGGGAAACAAUCGACACCUCUAUCCCGGGGCAGAGGACGAGGAAGAGGAGGAGGAAGAGGAGGAGGAGGAGAUGGAGGAGGACGAGCGCGACGAAGACGGGGAGGAGGAGGAGAACGGCGAGCUGGUGGGCGAGGAGGAGGACGAGGAGGAGGAGGUGGUGGAGGAGGUGCGGCGGGGAGGCCCGUCGCGAGGCGGCCGGGGUGACGGCCGCCGGCAGACCGGGAAGCCGGCCGGGCGGCCCGCCGGCGACAGGCAGGUCCGGGCGGGGAACCCCGGACACACCGCCAACCCCUAUUCGUCCAACCCCGGGAACAUGCACCAGCAGGCGGCCAAUCAGGUGCAGCAGCAGCAGCGGCGGCUGAAGGAGCGCAGCAGCAGCUCGGCGCCGGCCGAGGACGCCCACAUCGCCAUGAUGGUGUUCCGCAUCGGCAUCCCAGACAUAAAGCAAACGAAAUGCCUGCGCUUCAACCCGGACGCCACGGUGUGGAAGGCCAAGCAGCAGGUGCUCUGCUCGCUCACCGAGUCGCUGCGGGACGUCCUGAACUACGGCCUCUUCCAGCCCGCCACCGACGGCCACGACGCCAAGUUCCUGGAGGAGGAGCGGCCCCUCAGAGAGUACCCACAAUCCUUUGAGAAAGGGGUGCCGUACCUGGAGUUUCGCUAUAAAACCAGGGUCUACAAGCAGACCAAUCUAGACGAGAAGCAGCUGGCCAAGCUGCACACCAAGGCCAGCCUGAAGAAGUUCAUGGAUUACAUUCAAACCAGCGCCGUGGACAAGAUGGCCAAGUUCCUGGACAAAGGCCUGGACCCCAACUAUCAGGACGCCGACACCGGAGAGACGCCCCUGUCCCUGGCGGUGCAGUGUGAGCCGGGUGGAGGCGAGCCCAUCCGGGUCCUGGUGGACGGCGGCGCUCACAUCGACUUUCGUGCCAAAGACGGACUCACGCCGCUACACAAGGCCGUCCGCGGCCACCGCCAUACGGCUCUGCUGGUCCUGCUCUCUCUGGGUGCGUCUCCGGACUACAAGGACCGCCGGGGCCUGACGCCGCUCUACCACACUGUGCUGACAGGGGGCGACACCUCCUGCUGCGAAACGCUGCUGUACCACCGCGCCAAGCUGGGCAUCAGGGACGAGAACGGCUGGGACGAGACGCACCAGGCCUGUCAGAACGGGAACUCUCAGCACCUGGAGCACCUCCUCUUCUAUGGAGCUGACUCCUCUUCCCAGAAUGCAUCUGGAAACACUGCCUUGCACAUCUGUGCUUUAUACAACAAGGAAAGCUGUGCUCGGAUCCUCCUGUACCGAGGAGCCAACAAAGACACCAAGAACAACGGCGGGCAGACGCCCUUCCAGGUGGCCGUCAUGUCCGGUCACUUUGAGCUGGGGGAGAUCAUCAAGAACCACCGGGACACCGAUGUGGUUCCCUUCGUGGAGUCUCCAAAGUACGCCCCCCAGAGGCGGGAGAGCACCCGCACCCUGGCCAUCCCCCACCCCCACCCCUUCCUCCGGGCCAACAGCGACAGCAGCAUGAACCUGCCCGACUGGAUGGCCGUGCCCAACGCGCCCGCCACCAACAUCGUCUCCGUGCAGGGCUACAAACACACGGGAACCCUGCGGAGCUCCAGCAGCCCCCGGGGAGCCAGGACACGCUCGCCGUCCCGAGGCCGGAUCGGAGACAAGGAGGACCGCAGCAGGCAGAGCCGGAGGCAGGGGCCCGCUGCCACCGCCACCGUCACCACCGUGCAGACGGCCGGCCAGCGCCGCCGCCUGUACAGCGCCGUCCCGGGACGGAUCUUCGUCGCCACCCGGGCUCACUCGGCGCAGGGCGAGAGGGAAAUCAGCUUCAACAAGGGCGACAGGGUCAAAGUGCUGAGCGUUGGCGAGGGCGGGUACUGGGAGGGGACGGUCAGGGGUCGCACGGGCUGGUUCCCCUCCGACUGCGUGGAGGAAGUGAUGCUGCGGAGCCAAGACAACCGAUCAGAGAGCCGCGGAGAGCGAGCCAAGCGUCUGUUCCGCCACUACACCGUGGGAUCCUACGACAGCUUCGACGCUCCCAGUGACUACAUCAUCAAGGAGAAGACGGUGCUGCUGCAGAAGAAGGACAGCGAGGGUUUCGGCUUCGUGCUGCGAGGAGCUAAAGCUCAGACUCCCAUCGAAGAGUUCACGCCCACGCCGGCCUUCCCCGCCCUGCAGUACCUGGAGUCCGUGGACGAGGGGGGCGUGGCCUGGAGGGCCGGGCUCAGGAUGGGGGACUUCCUGAUCGAGGUCAACGGGCAGAACGUGGUGAAGGUCGGCCACCGGCAGGUCGUCAACAUGAUCCGGCAGGGCGGCAACAGCCUGAUGGUCAAGGUCGUCAUGGUAACCCGCAACCCCGACAUGGAGGAAGGCACCCGGAAGAAAAUCCCACAGCAGAGCAAGCGGCUGAGCACGCCCGCCAUCGCCCUGCGCUCCAAGUCCAUGACCUCCGAGCUGGAAGAGAUGGUGGAGAGAGCUGCUACGCCUUGGAAAAAAAAAUCAGAGUUCGAAUCCGCCCAAGUCACCGAGAAGAAGAGGACGGUCUACCAGAUGGCUCUGAAUAAAUUAGAUGAAAUUCUUGCAGCAGCUCAGCAGACAAUCAGCACCAACGAGGCGCCGGGGACACGGGGACAGGGGCCGAAGAGGGACAGGGGGAGGAGCUUCUACGGCAACGAGCCGGGUUUCGGGGACCAGGCCGGGAUGGGGAUGGUGCCGGCGGGGCUGGGCCUGGGCUUCGAGCGGGGCCAGUACGCCUCGGGCCACGCCCCUCAGCACGGUAUGCUGCGGCAGAAGUCCAUCGGCGUUCCUGAGGAGGAGAAGCAGUUCCUGCAUCCUCCCACCAUGAAGUUCGCCCGGAGUCUGUCGGUGCCCGGCCCCGACGACAUCCCCCCCCCUCCCACCACCGCUCCGCCCGACCCUCCGUUCUCCUCGGCGCCCCCGCUCGGCUGGAGGACUAAGUCGUCUCAGCAGCCGUCCGUCUCCAUGUCUCAGUCUACCUCCGGCUCGGCGCACUACCAGCCGUACGGCCAGUCCGUGCACUUCGCCCAGAGGGUGGGCGGGGUCGGCCCCGGCCCCGGCGGAGGGGGGGCGCUGGACCACGCCGCCUCUUACGCACACGUAGCCGCCCACACGGCUCAGAGCAGGACUGCUUCGCGGAAGGUGGCCUACACCGGGGAGCCUGUCGGAGCCGGCGCGGCGGCCAAGGCGGCCGGGCUCCGGAGGGGCUACAGCACCGCCGUCCCCCCGUCCAGCAUCGCCACCGUCAUGCCCCAGCAGCAGCAGACCGCCCAGAGCCAACCCCAGCGAGCAGACCGGGGCGCCGCCGGGGCCAGCGCCGGCGGUCCUAAAGGAGGGGCCCGCAGAGGGAAGGGCCCCCUGGUGAAGCAGUCCAAGGUGGAGGAUCUGCGCGUGGGCCAGGGAACUCUGGGAGGAAAAGGCUCCAUGGAGAAGAGCUCCAUCCCCAUCCCCACCAUCAUCGUCAAGGCCCCCUCCACCAGCAGCAGCGGGCGGAGCAGCCAGGGCAGCAGCGUGGAGGCCGACGUUCCUGCGUCCGGAGAGGCGGAUGAAGCCAAAACCCCCCACCCGCCCUCCACGCCCGCCCCCCAGCCCCCCGCUCCGCCCUCCGUCCCGGCGCCGCCGCCUCCGUCGCUGCCUUCCAUGCGAGCCCAGGAGAACCUGGACUUCACCAGCCAGUUCGGCGCCGCCAUCGUCGGCGCGGCUCGCAGAGACCGGGAGCGCUUCCACGAGGCCCGGAGGAAGAGCGCCUCCCUGUUCAUGUCGGCCGAGGAGGACGUGAGCUUCGGGGGAGUGAGCGACGGGAUGGGAGGAAUCACGAGGACUCAGGUGUCGCAGCAGCAGCUCAGCGCCGCGGCGGACGGUUCGUCAACACGCCUGCGGCCCUCCAAGUCCAUCGACGAGGGGAUGUUCUCCGGGGACACGUUCAUCCACCACACCCGCAGCAUGCCCCCGGCCUUCGGCCUGCCGGAGUACUCCUCAUCCGCCCUGGACUAUCAGCCCAAAUCUGUGCCUACGGACCUGUACACGGCGGCGGGCCGGCAGCCGGCGCCCGCCAGCGCCACCACCUUCAUCCACCCUUUAACGGGGAAGGCGCUGGACCCCACGUCGCCUCUGGGCCUGGCCCUGGCCGCCAGGGAGCGCGCCCUGAGGGACGACAGCAGGUUGAGGAGGGGCGCAGAGCACCACUUCACCCGCCAGAUGUCGAGUGUGGUGUUUCCGUCGUCGGCCGUCGCCUCCCAGCCGGCGCCGUCGGCCGCCCAGUCCUCCAGCUCCUACCUGGUCACCUCCUCCUCGCUGGCCGCCACCACGCCCACCGUCGGCCGCCCGCCCUCACCCAGAAUCCUCAGGGGAGUGGGAAGUGUGUGGGGCGAGGAGGGCGGCGGAGGAGAGAGGGAGCGGGAGGGGGGCGGGGCUCGUGAGGGGCUGAGAGUUCGCUUCUCCGAGGACAAGACGGUGCACACACACCACUACCAGCCCCAGGCCUACCAGCCGGCCUAUAAGGAGCGGGAGCGGGAGAGGUCCAGGGACCGGGACCGGGAACUGUCCAGGGACCGGGAGAGGGACAAGGAGAGGGAGGGCUACAUGAGGAGGGCCGAGCAGACCGCUGCUAACGCCUCUGCGGCCGACGGCGCUCCCCAGCAGGGGGCGCAGACGCAGCCGCCGCAGAGACCCUCUUUCCUCCGGAUGGAGAGUCAAGCCGAUGCUUAUAUCCUGUCGCUCACCCCUCCCUCUCCGCCACCGACCGGUACGCAGCAGACGUCGAACACUGGCGGCGGCACCGGGAGUGGACUCAUGGUUCUUCCCCCGCCUGCGCCCUCGGUCGAUGCAGACGAUGAGUUUGUGUACGCAGACCCCCUCCCGCCGCCGCUGGAGUUCGCCAACAGCUUCGACAGGGGGAUGCCAGGAUAUUCACAACACCGCAUGCUUUCUAACAGCCUGGCGUCGCGCCAGCAGCAGGUCCCGCCCCCUCCACCUCCUCCUCCGCCCCCGCCGCCGCCUCCCCCGGCUCAGAAGGAGCAGUUCGCCGGCGGGUUUCCGGCCCACACGCCCCUGACCUCCCCUCAGGCCGGCGACUCCACCGCGUCCAGCCUCACGUCGUACGACAGUGAGGUUGCCAACCUGACUCAGUCCGUCCCUUCCCCGUCGCAAACAUCGCCCAACCCCCCGCCCCCUCCCUCGCCCUCCACCCUGCAGCCCACCUCCGGCCCCCCGCCUCCACCCUCGGUCUCGCCCCCGCCGCCUCCGGGCUCCUACCACAGACCGUUCUCCAUCUCCCACCAUCUUUACAACAGCACUCACGCCUCAGGGCGCUCCUCUCCCACGCCGCCUCCGCAUUCCGUCGCCCCUCCCCCAGCCUACCGUGGCCCUCCGGCCUCCACCGCCGCCGCCGCCCCACACAGGGGCGCCGCCGCCCACGCCACGACCGCUUCCUGUGCCGCUACGACCACCGCCGCUGCCGCCACAACGAGCACCUCCACCCAGCUCUACCAAGAGCGGACUCACACUGCACACUCGGCGCCGUCCGCCGUGGUCACGGGCGGCCGCCGGGCCGGGGAGCACCACCGUCCCCCGCCCGCCGCCAAGAAAGGGGAGUCCCAGGAGACAGUGGUGGACUCUGGGAUUGAGGAGCUGGACAGCCGCAGCAGCAGCGACCAUCACCUGGACAGCAUCCUGGCUCUGAGCGGCGCCCGGGGCGACAGGGGGGGCGUGGGACCCGGGGGGCGGAUGGGAGGAGGGACGGGGGACACGGAUCGAGGGGGAGAUUUUUUGGAGUCGUACAUGAGCUACCUUGACGGACAAACUUUCGAAAUGCAAAACGCGACGGCGGCGGCCUCCACCUACCCCAAAACCAGCAGGUUUCGAGAAGGAGGCCGAGCCGGAGAUCUGCACAGGCAGACCAGCACGGCCCCGGCCUCCUUCCACUCCCACCGGAGACGGGACGAGCAGGAGGACGAGGAGGCGGAGGACGGCGCCGCGGAGGACGACGGCGGCCAGGACGGCUACGGGAUGAAGGACAUGCAGAACCUGGGACGGCCCACCUCGCCGUACUUCGACCGGCCGCGCACUCCCGAGAUGAAGCCCGUGUGGGGCGACGGCCAGGUGAGCGGCGACGGAGGCUCGCAGGCCGGGUCGUAUCUGGAAGGGAAGAAAAUCUACCCGCCUGCGUCCAGCAUGAAGCCCAGCAUCAUCAACGAGCUGAGCAGCAAACUGCAGCAGCGAAGCAAGGACAGCUGGAGCAGCCAGAGAGCGCUGAGCAGACACAGAAGCAGACACAGGUUUUCGGAGGACUCGGCCUCGGCUCUGAGCCCCCCCUCAGCUCGCUCCCAGUCCCCGUCUCCGAUCUCUCUAUCGCAGCCGUCCCUGUCCCCCUCGCCGACCCCAGCCUCCCAGUACCCCAGCUGGGGCAGGUCCCCGUCGCCUCAGCCUCCGGCGGCGUCUCAGCCCCCGCGCUCGCACUCCCCUCUGUCCCCGACGUCCUACUCCCCCUACCCCACGUCCCCCAAGCACAGACCGGUGUACCGGACCAAAGCCCUGGAGUUCCAGUUCAUCCCCAGUCGAGAGUCCCGUAAAGCGGAGUCGCACAUGCUCCAGCGCCGACGGGCGCCGAGUCCCCUCAUCUCCCCGUCGGAGAGGCCCAAGGCGGGCCCGCCGCGCCCGUCGUCCCUCCCGCUGCUGCCCACCUCGCCGCUCUACAGCGCCAUCUACGACCUGCGCGGCUCCAUCACCCCCCCGUCGCCGGGGAACCCUCUGGGAGACCCGUACUUCUCGCCCUCUCCGCCCCUGUUCGCGCCGUCCGGCGCGCCGCCGCCUCCAAACUCCACCCUGGUCGUGUCUCGGUCGCUGUCUCCGACUCACUUCCUGUCCGGGACGUCCUCUCCGCCGCUGCACCCCCUGCCUCCGCCCCCCUGCCUGAGCUACCCUCACCUGCCACCUCCGUCCCCGACCAAGCCGUUCGCCUCCAAGCCGCUGCCCUACUGGACCAAGUACGACGUGGCGGACUGGCUGGGCUACCUGAACCUGGGCGAGCACAGGGAGCGCUUUCUGGACAACGAGAUCGACGGCACCCACCUGCCGUCCCUCACCAAGGACGACUAUCUGGAUUUGGGCGUGACACGAGUGGGCCACCGCAUGAACAUCGAGAGAGCCCUGAGAACCGUCAUGGACAGGCUGUCCAGCAGCCCCUUCCCCAUCUCGGUCCUGUCUCCCCGGGACGGACAGAGCGAGAGGAGGAGGGACGACGGGAGCCGAAGCUGAGGCGGCAGAACGGAGGGGUCGGAGUCGACGAGGGAGGAAGACGCCGCCGCUGCUGCCGUCCACGGUGGAUUCACACGACAAAUGAGGAGGGAAGAGAUUUCACACAGAGCGGGGUCCCGACAGGGAGACGGGAAAACAGCGAUGGAGGAAGCUCCGACGAUCCGGAGAGACGCCGUCUGGCGCUCUGCGAUUUACACAAGUACUCUCCUCCCUCACUCACUUGCAUGCACCAGAGCAGCAGAUAUUUUUUUAAAAAAAGCAGACAAGGCGGUUGUUUGAAACCAAAUACUUGAAAGGAACAAUCAGCAGCUGGUGAGAGUUUUAGCGGUUUUAAAAAGGGUUUGGUCUUCUGGUCCUCGUCCCCCUCAGGCGGCUGGACGGAUCCCUUCAGGUCUCAGAGCGGAACGCCCGAAUAGUUCGAGUGCAAUCACUGAGCGCGUGCAGGAAGUCGAGACAGCUUCCACGUCUGUCCGUGCAGACGGGGAACUCGUGCCGAGGAGGCUGUGAGUGUGUGUGUGUGUGUGUGUGUGUGUGUGUGUGUGUGUGUGUGUGUGUGUGUGUGUGUGUGUGUGUG
Messenger RNA from Salarias fasciatus (jewelled blenny), 7986 nucleotides. It is a transcript of the gene shank1, whose product is annotated as SH3 and multiple ankyrin repeat domains 1. NCBI's taxonomy places the organism in Eukaryota, Metazoa, Chordata, Actinopteri, Blenniiformes, Blenniidae. The transcript has 27 exons. Gene Ontology annotation, molecular function: ionotropic glutamate receptor binding; synaptic receptor adaptor activity. Bases 72 to 7412 code for a protein of 2446 amino acids. The record is from RefSeq and is a predicted model, not a curated record. Gene Ontology annotation, cellular component: postsynaptic density; dendritic spine; postsynaptic membrane.